AAUUGGGUGGUUUCCCUGAGAGGGAAAAAAUUUUGAAUGUAAUUCCCAAAUGAGAAAGCAUAAUGUAUGAUCCUGAGAGAGAAAUAGCGGAUCCUAGAUCGAGGGACAUUCUUACUUUACAAGCUACACAUCGUUCGCGUGAGGUGUGGCAUAACCCGGAUUUUAUAGACAACAAAGUCUCUCCGGUUUGCUACGAAGCUAGUCUUCCAACAAUUUUUCAUGAUGAUAGAGUUUAUGAAAUGUUGCAUCGCUACGAAGAUCCAUUAAAUGCUUGGAAAAAGGAAAAGUAUAAAUCAAAUGGAUUUGACAUAAAGUACAUUGAGCAAAGAGAUAGAUUUGACACUACUUUAACUUUAUGGAGAAAUGUAUCCAUGAUUUGACCUGAAGAUGUCCAAGCUAUCAAUCACGUCAGUCAACCCACUUGGCCCGAUCCAUUCCUGAACUCACUACCCAUCACUCUGCCCACUUGGCCCGGUCCAUACCCAAACUCACUACUCGAUGGUUUUGGCAGGAACACUAUUCCAAAAAACCAUCCAAGCAUUGUAUAUAGUAGGAUAUGAUAGGAUAAAAUAGUUGAGUAGAAACAAAAAACUAUGAUACUUUUUUAUGUCUAGAUAUUUGAAUCUAGUUAUUUUUUGUAUCUUAAUUGAUCCUGAAAUCAUAAUGAGCAAGAAACUUAAAAGCUAAAAAAGCCAAACCGAAUCAUCCAAAUGGUGUAUAGAAAGAGCUAUGUACAAACACAGAAGACCAGAUUCCAAAUACCAUGUAUAACCCUUUUCUUAUAAUGAAAUAUACGUAAGUAAUUAGAGUUUUUUAAAGUUAGGAAUUAGUUCUUCCAUCAAAAUAAUACAAUAGUUUAUACAAAGUAGUCGCGAAUACAAAUUUAAAUAGUCAAUUCAAAGUAAAUAGUUAUUUGAUCUAGAGGGGUGGUUAGCAAACAUGAUCUAAUAAUGUUGAGAGAAAGGUCUAGAAAUGUUGAUGAGGGAGUAUAAUUUUCUUAAAAAUGUAAACACAAAUCAAUGAAGGAAAAUGACAACUAUCAAUGUUUUGUGACAAAUUGUUAAAAUAAUCUCUAAUCUAUAAUGUUGCUUACUAAUAGAAAGAAAUCCCAUGUCAAUAAAAUGAGAAUACUCUACCUUCAAGCUUAUUCUAGACGUCAUUGACUCAUUGUUAAUCAAAAAACCGAUCCCAAAGUAGCUCUCGCAGGAAACUUUUUAUGAAAUACUUUGGGUAUAUCUUAUUUGCUUUCUCUUCACUGACAUAUAUGCAUAGUGAUAGCAAACUUACACCUCUGUACAUUUGAAACUAACACAUUACAUAAGAAAAGUUGAAUUUUCAUCAAUAGUCAAUACCGUGACAAAUUCAUAAAUAAGCCCAUCUAUGUCUAGAGUUUUACCUUCUUGGAUGUUGACGGUAGUAAAAUCGUCAGGAGCAUACCGAAGCUCAUCAAGUAUUGGAACAUCAAAAAAAGACUCCACCUUUGAAAUGUUUUUCCACCCAAAGAACAGUUUGUGAUCUAACCCUAUACACUAAAUCCCAACAAAUACAGGUAACUAACUUGCAAGAUACAAAGUUUCAAUAAAAAACUAAUCCCUUACUAUAGUGCGAUUAACGAUAUGAAAAAUAGUGAAGCGAGUAAGAAAUAAAUUCAGUACCAAUCAUCAUCUUCAUAAGACCCAUGGUUUUUCCUGUUCUAAAUCUUAGAUAUAUGUUUGGACAUGGUUUAUUCUUAUCUUGUUUCAAACCAACUUAGAUGAGAUCAGGUUAAUCUAAGAACAAUAUAUUGAAAACAGCCUAGUAAAAACGUGAGAAAAAAUAAUGAUAACAGAGUAUGGUGUUUUAAUCAAAACAUGUAAAACCUUAAUAAAUAUAUAAAGAAGAAUCUUAAAAGCAUUGAAUCUUGGGGGCAGAGCAGUGAUGAGCUAUUUGGAUUUUAGGCAUUUGUAGUUUUAUUGUGAAUUGCAAAAUCAUCAAAAUGAAUUGAUCCUUUAAAAGCAUUCCCAUGUGACUGGUUUAGGGUGAACAUUAUGCUAUUGUCUUAUGAUAGAUUGCUCCCUUGAAAAUAUACACUAUAAUUCUGGUUGUGUUAAAAAAUAAAACUACUAUAAAUACCUUCAAAACACUGUUAGAGUAAUGAAAAUAUCUGUGAGUU
This is a messenger RNA of Cuscuta campestris, 2152 nucleotides long. Lineage: Eukaryota; Viridiplantae; Streptophyta; Magnoliopsida; Solanales; Convolvulaceae. The record is from the annotation of a GenBank genome assembly.